AUGGAAGAUGCUUCGGAAGAUGUCACUUCUGAGUUGUUGGACGCGUUGCUUUCAGGCUGGGCUGCUGGUGGACACGUCCGGGAAUGUUUGACUGAAGACCACAUGAAGAUACGCCUUGGCAGAGGGUUUGAGCCUGGAAAUUCCCACAGCCCCACGCUCACCUCUUUGGCGCCCCAUCUCAGGGACAAAUUCCAAGAGGUUGGAGGACACCGGGAACUGGCAUCCACGUGGAGACAUGCGCAAACUCCAAAACUCUUGGCCGCCGUGUGCGGCCUCCGGUUUCCACCUUUCCCAAAAGAAGAUGAGCUGCUCCGUGGUGCAGCGUCCACAGUUUUGGCCCUGCAAGUGGCCUUGGCCAAGCUCCUUGAUAGCGCUGUGAAACCUGGAGCGCAAGGACCGUCGCCGCUCCUGGGAACGUUGCAGACCUUGCCGCCACAGGGGGCUCGUCAGGUGAUGACUCGGAUAUCCAAGCUCUAUAGCGUGGUUGUUGGCAUGCUGGUGUCUGCUGAGAGCAAGUGUCUGGGCGAUCCUUUGCUAGAACUGCUUGCCCAGCUCCAGUUGAUCUCAGGCACACCACUUCGAUCGCUGCGCCAGGCGGCCAGUGCCGCAGCGCUGGGCGCCCUGCAGGCGCUCUUGGCGGAGCGCCACGUGGCGCGUGGAGCCUUGGCGGAGUUGGAAACGCAGAAGCGAGCGCUAAUGGAUGCAGCAGGUGAUGCCGCCGCCGCCGCGCGCCUCGCGCGGCUCUGCCGAGGUACUGCGCAGCUGGAAGCAUUGACGCAGCAGAUGGACGUGGAGGUCGGAAAGAUGCAGGAGCGAGUUCUGUUGCCACGGCUCCAAGACACCGCUGCGAUUCUGAGGAGGUUCACCUUGAAUGCCUUGGGUCGCUACAUGCAACUGAAGUUCCUGUGGACACCCGAGCGCAUCCUCCAAGGCUUCUUCGAUCCAGCUCCAGAAGUCAGACUUCAAGCCAUUGAAAUUGCAGGUGCUUGGUUUGAGGGUGACCUGGAUGACCCUGCUCUUGUACGAGAGGCGGCAAGUCACCUGGCGGAGCGCAGCCGCGACAGCGAGCCACGCGUCAGCGCGGCGGCGCACCCGGUCUUGGUUUCUCAGCUCUCCGACGACGACUUCGCACGGGUGGCCAAUCUCGCGUUGACGGCGCCGGAUAGCCACGGCCUGCUCAGAGUGGAAGCGGCCCUCUUUGUGGAGCAGCACUUGCUGCCAGAACCAGGCCUUGGUAUUGCCGCCAAAAAGCAACCUGGGGAGGAAGGGGACGACCUGGAACGGCACUUCAUCACCGAGCAUGGUUUAAUGGCAGUUGCAGACUUUUUGACCAGCUACCUCCCGGAGAACGACCAGCUACAUCUCUCACGACGCUUUGUGGAGGCCCUGUGGCUGCGCACCGACGCCUUUCGCCGCUGGUCCGCCUUGGCGGACUUGUGUCUACUGGGUGAAGGGCAGGGCGCAGCCAGGGGGGUGCCAUGCAACUUGGCGCGCCGGGUGAGGCCAAGGGGGUCGACCAGUUUCGGUAACCGCCAAGGCUAG
This is a messenger RNA of Cladocopium goreaui, 1542 nucleotides long. Lineage: Eukaryota; Dinophyceae; Suessiales; Symbiodiniaceae. The record is from the annotation of a GenBank genome assembly.